This is a messenger RNA of Melampsora larici-populina 98AG31, 771 nucleotides long. RefSeq lists its product as uncharacterized. The transcript has 6 exons. The annotation marks the transcript as partial. NCBI's taxonomy places the organism in Eukaryota, Fungi, Basidiomycota, Pucciniomycetes, Pucciniales, Melampsoraceae. The record is from RefSeq and is a predicted model, not a curated record. Gene Ontology annotation, biological process: protein histidyl modification to diphthamide. Gene Ontology annotation, molecular function: diphthine-ammonia ligase activity.
UUGAAAGUCGUAGGGUUGCUCAGCGGUGGUAAAGACAGUUGUUAUAACCUCUCACAUUGUCUUCAAAACGGUCAUCAACUUAUCGCCUUAGCUACUCUUGGACCUGGUCCGAAUAAGGAUGAGCUCGACUCUUAUCUCUAUCAGACUGUCGGUCAAGAUGGAGUUCAUCUUAUUGCACAAGCUCUCGAUCUUCCACUUUAUCGGAGAACUAUCACCGGUACUGCUCUCGAAUUAAAAUCAGAGUAUGGUUCAAGAGCUUAUCAAUCCGAAAUGCUCGGUAUUAAUGGUGAUGAGACCGAGGAUAUGUAUGAGCUUUUGUCUGAAGUAAAGCGCAUACAUCCUGACGUCACUGCGGUUUCCGUGGGUGCAAUCCUAUCCACCUAUCAACGAGUCCGAGUAGAGCAUGUUUGUCAACGUCUGGGACUCGUUCCAUUGGCCUAUCUAUGGAAAAGAGAUCAAUCUGAAUUAUUGAAUGAAAUGAUUCAAUCAGGUCUUGAAUCUAUUUUGAUCAAGGUGGCUUCCGUGGGGUUAGAACCAAAGCAUUUAGGUAAAUCAUUGGCAGAGAUGCAAGAUACAUUAGAAGACUUGAAUUCUCGGUACGGUGUUCAUGUAUGCGGUGAAGGCGGCGAAUACGAAACGUUUACCAUCGAUUGUCCAAUCUUCAAAAAAAGAAUCAACCUAAUCGACCCUCAGGUAGUGGAUCACCCUGAAAGCUCUCCAAUGGCCCCAGUAGCUUUUCUAAAACUUCCAAAAGCAGCAUUGUUACAAAAG